Molecule: messenger RNA, 2671 nt
Organism: Carya illinoinensis
Lineage: Eukaryota; Viridiplantae; Streptophyta; Magnoliopsida; Fagales; Juglandaceae
Product: CSC1-like protein At1g69450
Exons: 11
Coding region: 235-2385 (716 amino acids)
Cellular component (GO): plasma membrane
Molecular function (GO): calcium-activated cation channel activity
Source: RefSeq, a predicted model, not a curated record
AGAUUGCAGGGGCAUUUUUGGCAACACGAAUCAGCAGCAACUAACACAGAAAUAAGAAACAUCUGCAUCCUAUAAGAGUCGGUUUUGGAACUGAUUUAGAUUUUUGGCAAACAGUAGUUGGGUUCACUUCGCUUCACAGUGCGAACAACACCAGUAUCCUCAAGCAUUCAUGCUUGGUGCAGUUUGGUGGAUGAUAGAUCAUCUAAUUCGAGGCCUUGAGAUUUCUCUGAAGAAAUGCUUGUAUCUGCUCUUUUAACAUCUGUUGGAAUAAAUUCUGGGCUAUGUGUUUUAUUCUUCACAUUGUACUCUAUUCUAAGGAAACAACCAAGUAAUUAUGACAUUUAUAUACCCCGCUUGCUGGUUGAUGGAACUUCUAAACGGAGAAGUCAUUUCAAUCUUGAAAGGCUGAUACCUUCUCCUGGUUGGGUGAGAAGGGCGUGGAAGCUUUCUGAAGAGGAACUACUGUCAUCCUCAGGCUUGGAUGCUGUGGUCUUUAUGCGUAUCAUAACCUUCAGCUUGAAAGUAUUUUUGGUUGCUGGGAUCAUUGGGAUCUUUGUUCUACUUCCAGUGAACUGCACAGGAGAUCAGCUUGAAGAUAUUGACUUGGUUGAUAUUUCAAAUAAUUCUCUGGAUGUAUUUUCUAUUUCAAAUGUAGAAACCGGCUCAAAAAGGUUAUGGGUUCACUUCUGCGCUGUGUAUAUUCUCACCAUUUUUGUCUGCUAUCUACUAUAUUAUGAAUAUAAAUAUGUUUCUUCAAAAAGGAUUGCUUAUUUUCAUUCAUCCAAGCCUCAGCCACAUCAGUUCACCAUCUUAGUUCGUGGUAUCCCUGUUUCUGUUGGGAGCAGCAUCAGUGACAGUAUUCAGAGCUUUUUUACAGAGUAUCACCCUUCAACAUAUCUGUCACAUAUGGUUGUUCGUCGGACAAACAAGCUUCGGGCUCUCAUUAAUGAUGCAAAGAAGUUGUACAGAAGGAUUAUUCACUUGCAAUCAAGCUCUACUCAAAACAAGUAUAGGUGUGGAAAUUGCUUUGGACUGUUUGGACGCAAGGUUGAUAUUGUAAAUCAGUAUGAAAAGAAGUUAGAAGAUAUAGAGGAAAAUGUGAGAUUGGGGCAAUCAGAGGUUUCAUUGGCAGGAGAAGAAAUUCCGGCUGCCUUUGUGUCCUUCAAGUCUCGAUAUGGUGCUGCAAUUGCUUUUCACUUGAGACAAUCAAUCAAUCCCAUUCAGUGGGUCACAGAGCAAGCUCCAGAACCUAAUGAUGUUUACUGGCCCUUUUUUUCCUCAACCUUCAUGCGGAGAUGGAUUUGUAAGCUGGUGGUUGUUGUUGCAUGUAUUCUUCUUACAAUCUUAUUCCUUAUUCCUGUUGUAUUUGUCCAAGGCCUUACCAACCUGAGCCAGUUGGAAGUUUGGUUGCCUUUCCUGAAAAGCAUUCUUACCAUAACAUUUAUCAGUGAAGUAAUUACAGGAUACCUUCCCAGUCUUAUUCUUAUGCUGUUUUUGAAAAUGGUGCCCCCCAUAAUGGAGUUGCUUUCUUCCAUUCAAGGAUACAUUUCCCAUAGUGAUAUAGAAAAGAGUGCAUGCGACAAAGUACUUUGGUUCACGAUAUGGAACAUCUUCUUUGCAACUACAUUUUCUGGAUCAGUUUUAUAUCAGGUUUCCAUAGUCCUUGAUCCGAGGAAUAUUCCUGCCAAGCUAGCUGUUGCAGUUCCAGCACAGGCAUCAUUUUUCAUUGCUUAUGUUGUCACUUCUGGAUGGACAAGCACUGCAACUGAACUCUUUCGCCUAGUCCCUUUUCUCUGGAGUCUAAUAAGAAAACCAUGUGCCGGAAGUACAGAUGAUGAACUUGAAGUUCCUUCUAUUCCUUAUCACAGAGACAUUCCAAGACUUCUUUUCUUUGGACUUCUUGGGAUUACAUAUUUUUUCCUAGCUCCUCUAAUUCUACCAUUCCUCUUAUUGUACUUCUGUUUUGGAUACAUCAUCUACCGUAACCAGUUUAUAAAUGUGUAUGCACCAAAGUAUGAAACCGCAGGGAAGUUUUGGCCUAUUGUACACAAUUCAAUGAUAUUUUCACUGGUACUCAUGCAUGCUAUUGCUGUGGGAAUCUUCACACUGAAGAAGCUGUCUUUAGCUACGACUUUAAUUUUCCCUCUUCCAAUACUCACGCUUCUCUUCAAUGAGUACUGCCGGAAACGUUUCCUACCCAUCUUCAUUGCCUACUCUGCUGAGACUUUGAUAAAGAAGGAUAGAGAUGACCAGAACGAUGCUGCAAUGGCCGAGUUUUUUGAUAAAUUGGUCACUGCCUACCAGGACCCGGCAUUGAUGCCAAUUCAGUUCUCUGCAAACCUCGACAGUCUUAACAGCCCCCUGUUAUCGUCUACUCAAUUUUGAGCCUGAGGUAUGUUGUGUUUGUGCCAUAUUAAGGUGACUGGUAAUUUUGGUAUUUUUUUUUAUUUAUUUAUAGCCACUUUCAUAUGUGAUGGUUGAUUCUUUUUCGUGAGCAAUAAAAAAUGUCCUGGAAAAGGAAAAAAAAAAAGAUCCUUUGUGAGCAUGCGUGUGCUUUUUGUUACCCUGUGUGGCAUAUAUACGUCACAACUCACAUGUACGUAUAUUGGCAUGUAAUUUCUCUGAAGUUUUUCCUGAAGUUUUGAAUGCUCGACCUGAUUUUUCCUUAAAA